AUGCAUCUCACGGCGACACUGUUAGCUCCAGUCGUGUUGGCGGCGACCGUUGGGGCCAACAAGAGUGAACGCGAUGUCGAGCCAUGUGCAAAGAUCACCAACUUAGUGGCGGACGCCAAUAACAAUCAGAUCAGCGCUAAAGUCCCUCUUAACUUGGCACAUGAAUGCCUGAUGUCCAUGCCGUUCGAACCGAGUCGUGCGGCUACUUUCCUGAACCAAGUCCGCAAGAUUCUGGAAUUCCAAUCAACGGUCGACAUCCUCAAGGUUGAUUCGAUCCUGGACAAGGUCAACAACAAUGAGUACUCUAGCCAGUUUGAAAUGGAUCUGGACGUUUCACACCUCAUCAAGUCCGCCUACGAUGGCCACUUGGCAUUCCAAUUAUGCUCGCAAUCAAUCUUCAAUUACGAGGUAGACAUGCCUCUGGUGUCUAUUUCGACAGACGGUCUUACACUGCCAGAAGUGUAUACUUUGAAUGAUGCAAAGCUCCAGCAAAGCGGUUCCAAGGAUGUUUCCUCCCUUGUAUCCAUUAAUGUCACCGACGCAGCCGAGUUCCUGGAAUCAUAUGCCUCUGCUCAGAGCCUCCAAGAUCGCGACGCCCAAUAUAAUCGAGUCUUCCCCGCUCUGGCUCGCAGCAUCACCGGUACACCUACGGACCAAAACGGUAUCUGGUUUACGACUGCUGACUGGAGUGAUGGCUCCCAGCUAACUCUCAGGUAUGGCAAUGGAACUGUUCAGACUGUGGAGAAGUCAGCCAUCCCGAAGGAGAGAUUCUUCUCUUAUAAGAACGGCUCCAGCCUGUACAAUGCCAACUGUAUUCCCCGAAGCCUCCCUUCCGCCGAGACGACUUCCUCCCCAUAUGCCGAGGAGGCCUCAUCUGUAACUGGACUCCCAGAUACAGAGUGGCGCAACUCUGCCAACUCUAUCGCUGGAUAUUUCUCGAAUCUCAACGGCCUCGAGGAUACGGGCAUUAUCUUCCUCCCCACCUUCUCCUCCAGCCCCCAGGAGGUCGCUCAGGUGGCAGUUGAUUUUUUGCGCAACGCCACUCUCGCUGGAAAGAAGAACAUUUUGAUUGAUGUGUCCGCUAAUCCGGGCGGAUACAUGUCGAUUGGACUUGACAUGUUCCGGAUAUUCUUCCCAGAUGGCUUCCCCUACACCGCGACACGGUACCGAGCGCACGAUGCAGCUAAGUACCUCACCAAAGCGUAUUCUCGCUCCACCACUCAGGACUCUAGCAAUACCUUUGCGUACAAGCAAAUGGUCGCUCCGGACCAGAAGAGUGGUUUCAGCUCCUGGGAUGAUCUUUAUGGGCCAAAUGAGGCUUUAGGGAGUCCUUCGUCCAGCUUGCUGGCCAAUUUCAACUACACUUCCACUUCCAGUCAGACUUUCCCCAUCAAUGGCUACGGACCUAUUCCGUUGAAUCCUGAACAGUCUUUGUUUCCGGCUGAUAGUAUUGCCAUUAUCACUGAUGGAGACUGCACCUCAACGUGUGCCUUCUUUGUCAAGCUUAUGAAGCGCCAAGGCGUACGCACCAUUGCCUUCGGGGGCCGUCCCACCGAAUCCGCGAUGCAAGGAGUCGGGGGUGUGAAGGGUGGUCAAUCGCUCGGAAUCGGAUACAUUAACGGCUACAUUUAUCAGGCCAACCAGUUGAUCCAGAACACAUCUGGCACCUCAUCGCCUCUCUUAACACCAGCGGAGUGGAAGGCGUUCAAUGAUUCAAGCCCCAGCAUGGAUCCCUCAUUUGCUUGGAGCGGCAACGUCAAUUUGCGAAACGAAUAUGAUCCAGAUGACGAUCAGACUCCGCUACAGUUCGUCUAUGAGGCGGCAGAGUGCCGGCGCUUCUAUACCAUUGAGAAUUAUCUACAACAGGAGACUGUGUGGCAAGCAGCCGCAAAGUCAAUGUUUGGCGAAGCAGGAUGUGUGAAGGGUUCAACAAAUGGAAAGGGCAGCUUAGGUUCCUCUUGA
Messenger RNA from Penicillium canariense, 1962 nucleotides. RefSeq lists its product as uncharacterized. The coding region runs from base 1 to 1962 and encodes 653 amino acids. Lineage: Eukaryota; Fungi; Ascomycota; Eurotiomycetes; Eurotiales; Aspergillaceae. The record is from RefSeq and is a predicted model, not a curated record. The transcript is spliced from 6 exons. Gene Ontology annotation, biological process: proteolysis. Gene Ontology annotation, molecular function: serine-type peptidase activity.